AUGGCAGAAAAAUUAAAGCAGCAAAGAGCCAACACUAAAAAAAGCAUGACACGAAUUAAAAAUUAUAUUGAAUCCGCAAGGAAUGAGGGAAAUGUACUUCCACAUGCUGAACUAAAAUGUCGCUUAGCGAUAUUAGAGGCUUACUUCAAACAGAUAUUGACCACGCAAUCGAGCAUCGAGGCCUUAGAUCCAGAAGAUAAUUGCCGAUCAGAUUUGGAGGAGCUUUACAUCAAUGCAAAGGUGGCUAUUCAAUCGCAGUUGGGAGACGAGUUCCACAAUACGUCAAUAUCUGAUGGUAACAUCACCAUCCACCAAUCAACAUCGAAACUACCACCGUUACAACUACCUUCAUUCAAUGGUAAAUAUUCGGAAUUCAAGAAUUUUAUAACGACAUUUUUCCAAAUUAUUGAUCGAGAAUCAACUUUAUCUAAUCUGGAAAAAUUUAAUUAUUUGCUGACUUGUCUGCAUGGCCCAGCGUUAGAAACGGUUAACGCGUUUCAAGUCACAAAUGAAAAUUAUUCAAAGGCUUUAAAUAGAUUGAAGGAUAGGUACGACAAUCCAACACUCAUUUUUAUGGAAAACGUAUCAGCCCUUUUCGAUCUUCCUGGUACUUCCAAACCGGAAGGUGAUAAACUGCGAAGUCGAUACUGCGUCAGCAAUUUAUAG
Messenger RNA from Teleopsis dalmanni, 666 nucleotides. RefSeq lists its product as uncharacterized. The record is from RefSeq and is a predicted model, not a curated record. The transcript has a single exon. NCBI's taxonomy places the organism in Eukaryota, Metazoa, Arthropoda, Insecta, Diptera, Diopsidae. Bases 1 to 666 code for a protein of 221 amino acids.